Calliphora vicina (urban bluebottle blowfly) is the source of this 816-nucleotide messenger RNA. RefSeq lists its product as uncharacterized. The record is from RefSeq and is a predicted model, not a curated record. The coding region runs from base 1 to 816 and encodes 271 amino acids. The transcript is spliced from 2 exons. Lineage: Eukaryota; Metazoa; Arthropoda; Insecta; Diptera; Calliphoridae.
AUGCCCAUAAAUUCAGAAUCUGCCAAAACAGAUGUACCGAAAAAUAUAACAGAUUCGAAUGGAACUAAAACAGAAACAGAAUUAAUAGUUACCCCAGAAAACAAAGAAAACUCCACUCUUGAAUCUGAGGCCGCAGACAUUUCUAGCAAGCCCGAUAAUACCACAAAUCAGCCAGAGAAUAUUGACAAUAUAGAAUCGGCACGAAAUGUAGACGAUUUAAAAUCUUUUCAAAAUAAUGAAGCCAUAAAGGAAGAAGAUAAUAAAUUCAAAGAUUCCCCACAAGAUGUUGCCCCUCAUGAAAUCCACCGACAAUCUGAGGUGUGGAAAGAUUUUACAGAUGACUUUGCACUGCUCGAAGAUCGCAUGCCCGAUUUGACAGAUGAGGAGUUUGAUCAAAUUAAUGGGGACGGUGCCAUGCCAUGGAAUUUCUUGAAAAGUUUGGAUGUUAAGAGAAAUAUCGACGAAAUCAAGCCACGCCCAGUGCAAGCUUACACGCCCAUUUAUAUCACCGUACCCAUUGUGAUAAACACUCACUCUUCUUUGCCCAUAUCUGUGACAAUAGGUGGACAAAAGAUCCCUCUAAAGCUACCAAGUGAAACAAAACAACAACCCUCCGUUCUUGCUUCAGAUAAAGUUAAAGCUUCAGCCGGCAGUCCAAUAGUUACGCCCACCUCUAUCUUUAACAAACUCAUGGACUACAGUGAACCACCCAUCCGACAAACAAAUCGUCAUCGCAGUAAUUUCCGUAAAAAAAUCUAUGCCCGCAACAAUGAACAUCAAGUCGAGGAGUUUGAAUAUAAAAGUGAAGAAAAUUAA